UCCGGUGCGAGGCUGGCCGACGGCUCCUGCUGCCUCAGUGUCCUCCCUGGGGUUAAUCAAGAUGGUACAUGCUGAAGCCUUUUCUCGUCCUUUGAGUCGGAAUGAAGUUGUUGGUUUAAUUUUCCGUUUGACGAUAUUUGGUGCAGUAACAUACUUUACAAUCAAAUGGAUGGUAGAUGCAAUUGAUCCAACCAGGAAGCAAAAAGUAGAAGCUCAGAAACAGGCAGAAAAAUUAAUGAAACAGAUUGGUGUGAAAAAUGUGAAGCUUUCAGAAUAUGAAAUGAGUAUUGCUGCUCAUCUAGUAGACCCUCUUAACAUGCAUGUUACUUGGAGUGAUAUAGCAGGUUUAGAUGAUGUCAUUACGGAUCUGAAAGACACGGUCAUCCUACCCAUCAAAAAGAAGCAUUUGUUUGAAAAUUCCAGGCUUCUGCAGCCUCCAAAGGGUGUUCUUCUCUAUGGGCCUCCAGGGUGUGGUAAAACGUUGAUUGCCAAGGCUACCGCCAAAGAAGCAGGCUGUCGAUUUAUUAACCUUCAGCCUUCAACGCUGACCGAUAAGUGGUAUGGAGAAUCCCAGAAACUGGCUGCUGCUGUCUUCUCCCUUGCCAUAAAGCUACAGCCUUCCAUCAUUUUUAUAGAUGAAAUAGACUCCUUUCUGCGAAACCGUUCAAGUUCUGACCAUGAAGCUACAGCCAUGAUGAAAGCUCAGUUUAUGAGUCUGUGGGAUGGACUGGACACUGAUCACAGCUGUCAGGUCAUAGUGAUGGGAGCUACCAACCGCCCUCAGGAUCUUGACUCAGCUAUCAUGAGAAGAAUGCCCACGAGAUUUCAUAUCAACCAGCCUGCUCUAAAACAAAGAGAAGCAAUCCUGAAACUCAUCUUGAAAAAUGAAAAUGUGGAUAGGCAUGUGGACCUGUUAGAAGUUGCCCAGGAGACAGAUGGCUUCUCAGGCAGUGACCUGAAAGAGAUGUGCCGGGACGCUGCCCUCCUGUGUGUCAGGGAAUAUGUGAAUUCUACAUCAGAGGAAAGCCACGAUGAAGAUGAAAUCCGGCCCGUGCAACAACAGGACCUACAUCGGGCAAUUGAAAAAAUGAAGAAAUCAAAGGAUGCAGCAUUUCAGAAUGUUUUAACACAUGUUUGUUUAGAUUAAGAGUAAAGAUCAUUUGUACAGUUCAAUGUGAUCUAGUUUGAUGCACUCUCUUACCUUUAGUGGAAAAAGAAUGAAAAGAUCAAUGUUCUUCACCCAGUGAGAGAGUUAACUGUUCACAACACUGGUUUUAUACUCUGAAUUCUAAGUUAUUGAGAUAUAGUUGUUAUAUAAGCGGUAUUACUACUUGUCAGAAAUCAUGAGGAGGAACAAUUUAAUCCAGCCCGAGUGGGUGCUCGUGUUUGACCUCUGUAGCCAUAUGUUGCAGCCUCAGAGCAUCUAGCUGGUCUCAAGGAUGAUGCAUUGAGUCAUUUGGGAGAAAGGGGGGUAUGGGUAAGUGCUGAUGUCUCAACCUGUGAGAGUGUGUGUGUGUGUGUGUGUGUGUGUGUGUGUGUAUUAAAUGUAUAUAUUCACACAUUUUAUAUUGAUAUUCUGUAGAUACGUUUGAAUACGGAAACUUUUUUUACCCCAACUACUGAAUCAGAAAGUACCAAAUAGUAUAUGGCAAAACGGAGAUAUAUGGUUGUGUCUAAAGGUACAGUGAUUCAGCCAUUUCUAGUUUUUCCACUUAUUUCAGCCUUUUUUUGUUUUUUUGUUUUUUUUUUUAAGUCGACCAUUUCUCUGCAGUGGAAUAGUUGGAGCCGGCCACAUCUCCGUUUCUGGUUGUGGCUCCGUUAUUAUGGUCGUCAGGAUAAUCAAAAAUACUUACUCAGUGAUCAACAUAGAAUGAUUGGCAGGCAGUCGCGUGAUCAACACUGAUUUCACCUCUUUCUGGAACCACACUGAGUUAGAGACAUGUUUUAAAUCGAUGUCUACGGAUGGAUUGAAAACCUUGCCCAAGAAUGGCUUUGAAAACCACAGUGCCAUUCAGUACAUGUAUGUGACUUUCCUUUCUUCGUUUCAUGUGACAUAGUUCUGUUGUAACCAUGGUUAUUUAAUGUCAUUUUAAAGUUGUAUGUUCUUUAAUUAUGGUCAAAUAUAAUUUGGUCAUCAAAAAUGAAAUGAUAGUUUAAAACAAGUAGCUGUUACUAAAUGUGCUAAAAAUACUCAUUUUAUAACUUUAAUUUUUAAAGUUUUCUUAGCAUAUUAUGAAUUGUGCCCUAGUUAGUACAAAUAUACACAUCCGAAUCCCCAUACUGUAUCCGUGGUCAUCCAAUGCUAUGUGCCCUACAUAAGAAACUUUUUUUGUCCAAAACUUCACUAACCAGAAUUCUGUUACAGGCACUUAAAAUCACCGCAUGAGGAAAAUAGCACAAUAAAAUCUUGAGGUGCCUUCUGUGAACCAUCUGAAAGAUUAAAUUAUACUUCAUCUAUUUUUGUUUUUAUUGUAUUUCUUUGAAAAAAAAAGUCUUUACUCAUGAGUUAUUGGAUUAAUUUAUUUGCUAGGAAAUCCCUCUCGGAACCUGUUGGAGAGUUUAUUCCCUUGUGCUUUGAAUGAUGGGCGGGGCAGGGGUUGCAGGGACGCACUCUGGACAACAAAAAAAAGCAAGUCCUGAGGAUUGUGAAGAUGAUCGAAAAUUGGCUGCAGAACACAAGACACCAAAAACAAAGUUUCGACUCCAUUUUUGAUGACUGUAUUAUACUAUUAUUUUAUAAAUAAUGCAAUAAAGAGGUCCCUCUUUAUCAAUUUUUCUCUA
Nyctereutes procyonoides (raccoon dog) is the source of this 2781-nucleotide messenger RNA. It is a transcript of the gene ATAD1, whose product is annotated as ATPase family AAA domain containing 1. The coding region runs from base 62 to 1147 and encodes 361 amino acids. The record is from RefSeq and is a predicted model, not a curated record. Gene Ontology annotation, molecular function: ATP hydrolysis activity; ATP binding. NCBI's taxonomy places the organism in Eukaryota, Metazoa, Chordata, Mammalia, Carnivora, Canidae. Gene Ontology annotation, cellular component: mitochondrial outer membrane. The transcript is spliced from 10 exons.